Carica papaya (papaya) is the source of this 679-nucleotide messenger RNA. Its product is annotated as basic helix-loop-helix (bHLH) DNA-binding superfamily protein. The record is from RefSeq and is a predicted model, not a curated record. Gene Ontology annotation, biological process: regulation of transcription by RNA polymerase II. Gene Ontology annotation, cellular component: RNA polymerase II transcription regulator complex. Lineage: Eukaryota; Viridiplantae; Streptophyta; Magnoliopsida; Brassicales; Caricaceae. Gene Ontology annotation, molecular function: RNA polymerase II transcription regulatory region sequence-specific DNA binding; protein dimerization activity; DNA-binding transcription factor activity, RNA polymerase II-specific.
UAUGUUGAUUUUGUAUCAAAAGAGCAGAAUAUUUUAUAUUUUUGAUGUAUCUGUAAAUUGAUGGAGAGCAAUCCUAGUAGUUCUUCAAGAACUGACAGAAAAACUAUAGAGAGAAACAGGAGAAAUCAAAUGAAAGUCCUUUACUCCAAACUCAACUCUUUACUUCCUCAAGAAACCUCUAGGGACCGAACUUCGCUGCCAGAUCAACUCCAAGAGGCGACAAGCUACAUAAAGAAGUUGCAGGUAAAUGUGGAGAGAAUGAAGGAGAAGAAAGAUAGAUUAAUGGUGGGAAUGGAGAGAUUGGGAUCCGCUGGGAGUAGCAGUGGUAACGGAAGUAAUAGAAUUGAUGUUCAUGUGACUGGUUCGAUCUUGCAAGUGGUUCUGGUAACAGGAUUGGAUUCUCAAUCCAUGUUUAAUGAAAUCCUUAGAUUGAUUCAUGAAGAGGGUGCUGAGAUCGUCAAUGCCAGUUUCUCUGUUGUUGAUGAUAACACUGUCCUCCACACGAUUCAUGCCCAGGUUGAUCAGUCGGAACUGGGUCAUGGUCAUCAUAAAGCUGCUAGGAUUUCUGAGAGACUAAAGAAGUUUGUUCAUGAUGCUGACCAUGGUGCAUUUUGAUCAUGAAGAACAGCUAGUGUGUGUGUGUGUGUAUGUUUAAGAACAUGAGUGCUUCUUGGUUUGG